Molecule: messenger RNA, 4017 nt
Organism: Protobothrops mucrosquamatus (brown spotted pit viper)
Lineage: Eukaryota; Metazoa; Chordata; Lepidosauria; Squamata; Viperidae
Gene: RGS22
Product: regulator of G protein signaling 22
Exons: 28
Coding region: 1-4017 (1338 amino acids)
Biological process (GO): regulation of signal transduction
Molecular function (GO): G-protein alpha-subunit binding
Source: RefSeq, a predicted model, not a curated record
AUGCGAGAGAAGAAGCUCGCCACCGUGCCUCCCUGCAUAAGAGAGAAUGAAUUUGAAGAGUAUUUAGCAACUGACAACAUACUUGUAGAUUUCUUCAAUGAAUUUUUGAGUCUCCCAACAUUUGCAGAACCAAUUCAAUUUAAUUCUGAUUUUGGAAUUUUUGAAGUUGCUAGUGAUGUCCCACAGUGCAUGGAAAACCAGCUAAAACAAAUGCUUCGGGAACAGAAACCUCGAAAUCCCAUUUAUGAUGUUACAAGGCAGACAAAGAUACAAACCUCUUUUUCUAAAGAUAUUAGCACUCCCCCUUCCUCGGCCUUCAGUUUUAAUCCAAAUUAUUCAACCAUGAGUCUGAACCGAGAACAAGCUAUUGAAUGGAUUAAAAAGAAAAGAUUUCCAGCAUUUUUAGAGAGUGAUUGCUACUUUGAAUACAGAUUAGCUAAACUUAUUUCACAGGUGGAAUGGAGCAAAACUGGGAUCAGUUUUGUUAUAGACAAAACCUAUUAUCCUUGGUUCUCAAAAAGUCCACCCUCCAUAGAAAGCCCUGAGGAAAAUGAAGAUGACUUGAUUAUGAAAAGGUUCUACGUUUCUCUUGGCCAGGCUACCGUUACUCAGACACAGGAUUGGUUUACUCUAGCCAAGCAAAGUCAGAACAUGAUCACUACUGAUUCCAUUACUCGUCCUGUGACAUCUUCUCAUGUUCGUUUUUUAACUGAUCCUCCAAAGUCAUUGUCUAUAUGUGAAGAUAUAAAGUCUCAAGAACUGUAUAGCUCUUCAUCCAUUGUUAAUGCUGGUACUUGCAGUGGUCACUUAGGAUUUGAAUCCAGAGUUAAGAAGAAGCCCAGCUUAACUGAUGUCCCACUUCUUCAGAAGAUAGAAGCCAGAAGACACAGAGAUGAGGGUUAUUCUUUGUCACUUCCUGAUACUCCUUCACGCACAUUAUUAAGAGCCUACUUAGGACAAGACUGGGAUCUUACCCCUCAGGAGGGGAAGAGUGAAGACUUCAUCCAAUAUCAAGAAUUGGCAUCUUUUCACACUUUGGAUGAGUUUUCUUUCGCCUAUGUUCAAUAUAUACUAAAAAACUCUGUUGCAGUAGUCACUGGUCAGCCACCUGAAGACAGUCCUUCUGACAUCAAUUUCAGUAAAACAACUAGAGUGUUUAUAUAUGAGUUAGCAAGCAGUGAAAAGUCCAUAGAGCCAGUCUUUGAAAAGUCUUCUUUUGUUGAUGGAACGGUUGAUGGAACAGUUGAUGGAACGGAUGUGAAGAGUGAAAUUUCUGAAAAAUCAGAAAAGAACACUGAAACCAGAGCUGCUUGGUGUGCUAGGCACAAGACAUAUGACAUUGGUAACAGACAUGAAUUUGAAAGAUUUAAAAAAUUCAUCAGAGGAACUUUGGGAGAAAAAUACUGGUGGCUUUGGAUAGAUAUUGAACGACUGAAGGUCCUGUACAAUUUUAAAAGGCAGAAAAGACAGCUUGAUCGGAUGAAAAAAUUAUACCUGGCAAGCAAUGGAGAUUAUUACCUGACCUUUGAAGUUCUUUUCAAGCUCAACCUGGUGGAUGGCGAUCAAUGGAACGUGUAUAAUUUAAAGUGCAUUCAGUCUGAAGUAGUGAAACCUUUGCUUCUUUACUGGGGUCCCCGAUUUUGUGUCACUCAUAAAGCUGCCAUUCAGGCCACCGUUACCAAGCUGAAAAUCUGGCAUGCUCGGCAACAGAAACCACGAAUUGAUGUGGAUCCUUUCCCACAGAUGGUGUCCCUGCUACCCCUGAGGCCGAAAUCUUGCAUGCCAAAAAUAACAUCUCCAUGUUAUCAGAGAGGAGAAACUGGAUUAACCCCGACUUUUUCAAAAGGAGCGGUGACGGAGAUCAGUCCCCAAAGAUCUACCAGGCUGUUAUCUGCAGUUCUACCUCAGUGUCAAACUGCUGUUCAGAAAGAUCCUUAUGACUUAAUAAGCUUGGAAAAUAUUAGAAAAAGGCCAGCAACAGCGUGCAGCAAUGUGUCUCAUAUGACAUUUAGUGAUAGAAUGGAUUACCUGAAACCACAACUAGAUCGAAAAUACACCUAUGCAGAAACGAUCCCUGGUAAAAUCGCCCCAGAUUUUUCCGAACUAGGAAGUUCUAAAAUGGAAAGAAUGCUUCAAUCUCUUUACUUGGAGAACAGAGCAGGCUACGUCUUCACCGACUUCUGCGAGAAAUCAGGUGAUAGGCUAUGGAAGAACAGCACAUAUUUUUGGUUUGACCUUCAGGAUUAUCAUCAGCUUUUCUAUCAAGAAACGCUCCAUCCUUUGAAACUAUGCAAGCAAGCACAAUUGCUUUAUGCUAAUUAUAUUGCUCCGUCUGCUACUUUGGAUAUUGGAAUAGAACAGUCUACAAAAAAUGAGAUUUACAAAAGAAUUGAUCCACCAUUUGAAGAUCUUUUUGACCUAGCAGAAGAAUACAUCCUUGCCAUUCUUUUGGUACCAUGGAUGAAGAUGAUAGAAGAAGACCGAGAAAUCUAUGGGAAGGUGGAGCUGGUGGAAGAAAUUCGACAGCUGGACUCAGUGUACUUUAAAAAGCUGCAGGCUUUGCAUGCAGAGGGCAUUUCCAAGAAGGAUGAGGUAAAGGCUUUGGCAGUUGCAGAAGUUCUCCAGAAGUCUGAGUCUAUUCGACUUGUAGAAUCCAUUGAUCAAGACUAUUCUGAAGGUUUCAAAUCAUACUCCAUUAUGAAAUUGCUGAACAACAGGACAGAUUUGGAACAAUUCCGUAUCUUUCUUGAGGAGCAAUCAGCAAGUGUGGACCUCCUGUGCUGGAUAGACAUUGAGCAGUUCAGAAGAAUGUUACACAAAAAUAAAAUACAACGAGAUGAAAAAUCUAAAGACAUUAAAAAGAAAUAUCUAAACAAGAAAUAUUUCUUUGGACCUGACAGCCCAGCUACAAAAGAAGAACAAGAGCAGGUUAUGAAGUCACAUGGAGGCUGGGGGCAAGUACUUCAUGAACACGUUGCUCCUGUGAUCUUGUUAGACGUUCAAAAAUAUGCCCAGAGGAGAUUAGAAAAUAAGUGGUUGCCUCUGUUUUAUACCCGUGAAGACUUGGGAACGUGGAAAACACGAAAGCUACAUAUGGGAGAGGCAGUAGAAGACAUUUUAAUUCAGGAACAGGAAAAGAAACAAGCACCAUGGAAGGCAAGCUGUAAGAAUUGGGUAAUUUCGUCUAAGGACAUAAUUACUUUCCGUAAGGCGCUGAUGAAUCCCAUCACAGCUCUUCAGUUUCAACACUUUGUAUCCCUGAAAGGUGAUUUAUUGGGGAAUGGAGUGAUCUUCUGGCAGGAGGUACAGAAAUACAAGGACCUGUGCCAUUCUCACUGCAGUGAAUCCAUUAUUCAGGAUAAGAUCACAACCAUUAUCAACUGCUUUAUUAAUUCUGCCAUUCCACCUGCUCUUCAGAUUGACAUACCUCAGGAACAAGCUCAAAAGAUCAUUGAACACAGGAAAGAGCUAGGCCCAUAUGUGUUUAGAGAAGCACAGAUGACUAUUUUUGCGCUUCUCUUUAAAUUUUGGCCAAAGUUUUGUGAAUUUCGAGGCAAUUUGAUUGAUGAGGCUAUUUUGCCUUGCUUGGAAAGAGAAAAGAAGAUACAGAAAUUUAAAAAAGCAAGAGAAUUAGAAGAAAAGGCACAAAGGAAGAAAAGUUCUAUUCCUGGGAAAACAAGUUCAGCUACUGAUUCAAAAAUGAGUAUAACUGAAUUUUCACCAUCUCUGAGCUUCUCUGGAUUGGGCCGAGAGUUUUUCUGGUCUUAUUCAAAGUACAUAGAAGCUCUUGAACAAGAAAGGGUCCUCCUGCAGAUUCAAGAAGAUUUAGAGAAAAAAUCAGUAGCAGCAUCUGCUUAUUCAGGUCUUUCAUCUUUCCUCGCUCUGAAAAGUGAUACAGCCAUAAGCUCUGACAAAUUUAGUCCCCCAGCAAACUUCAACACAGCUUUUGUGAAGCAACGUUCAUUCCCACCUAAAGAUACUGCAAACUUGAUCUAUUAUAACCCUAAUUGUACCUAA